Messenger RNA from Angiostrongylus costaricensis, 555 nucleotides. Lineage: Eukaryota; Metazoa; Nematoda; Chromadorea; Rhabditida; Metastrongylidae. The record is from the annotation of a GenBank genome assembly.
AUGCCUUGUCGAAAACGUGUACCCGAAUCUGGUCUGUAUAACGAAGAUGGAUUCUUAUUCCAUCACGUCAGCGUCAGACCUUUAACGCGUAAUGAAAUCGAGCGUCUUCGAGAACAUGUACUUAUUUGUGUUAUUGGUAUCCCAUAUCAACCAAGGACACGUUUUACACCUGCUGAAGACAAACAGAUUCGGAAGAACUGGAGAAGAUUUGCUGCUAAAAAUGAUCUCGAGUACGAUAUGGCACCUUAUUAUGCUGGCGUUCCAGGAUGCAAGGCAGUUAUUUUCACUCCGAUUUCCUAUCAUCAGUAAUGUUCCGGGAUUAUCAAGAACGUCUGGAGUUCAAUCGAACUACUUUACUUUGGCCAAGCUUAUGUGAGUUUAGUUAUUACGCCUCUUGCGGUCAUUUCAGCUGCUGUUGAAGAAUUUGGCAGCUGUCUCAACUUGCCACAUCGUAGUGCUUCACAAGUUCGACGACGAAUCGGAGUACUUUUUGAUGCCUCUAUUCUGAGUGGUCAUGCUGACAUCUCGUAUUCAAAAAAGUUCGGACAUAUUUAA